AUGCUGAGCUCGCUGAGGUACCUGGCCGGCACGGCGGGCCCGAGCGGCUUCGGCUCGCGCACCACCGCCGAGGAGGCCACGGACGGCGCCGGCGACCUGAGCCAUAUCACCGCCAUCGUCACGGGCGCCACGUCGGGGAUCGGGGCGGAGACGGCGCGGGUGCUGGCCAAGCGCGGCGCCAGGCUGGUCCUCCCGGCAAGAAACCUCAAGGCGGCCGAGGACGCCCGCGCGCGCCUCCUCGCCGAGCUCGGCCCGGCCACGGACGCCGGCCGCGUCGUGGUGCUGCCGCUCGACCUCUCCUCCCUCGGCUCCGUCCGCCGCUUCGCCAGGCGCUUCCUCGCCCUCCGCCUCCCGCUCAACCUCCUCAUCAACAACGCGGGGCAGUUCGCGGACCGGUUGGCGGUGUCGGAGGACGGGGUGGAGAUGACGUUCGCCACCAACUACCUGGGCCACUUCCUGCUCACCAGGCUGCUGCUGGGGAGGAUGGCGGAGACGGCGAGGGACACCGGCGUCCAGGGCCGCGUCGUCAACGUCUCAUCCACCGUCCACACUUGGUUCGCCGCCGCCGACGACCCCUUCGCCUACCUCCACCGAGUCACCCGCAAGACCACGCCGUACGAUCCGACGAAGGCCUACGCCCUCUCCAAGCUCGCCAACGUGCUCCACACCAACGCACUCGCCGAGCGUCUCAAGGAGAUGGGCGCGAACGUGACGGCUAACUGCGUCCACCCCGGCAUCGUCAGGACACGCCUCAUCCGCGACCGUGCCGGCCUCGUCACCAAUACAGUGUUCUUCCUGGCAUCCAAGCUCCUCAAGACGGUUCAUCAGGCAGCCGCAACGACAUGCUACGCGGCGGUGCACCCAGCGGUGGCGGGGGUGUCGGGCAAGUACUUCGCGGACUGCAACGAGGCGUCGCCGUCGAAGCUAGCGUCCAGCUCCAAGGAGGCCUCCAAGCUGUGGAGCUUCUCCGAAGGCAUCACCGCUGAGAAGGAGAAGCAGGGCGUUGUCCAUCCCACAAGCUUCAGGCUCCAGGUUCAGAACUCCAACGCCGACCGCGGCAUGGCUAUCGCCUAGGAGGCGUCGCACCGGAAAUUUUGAUGUUGCUGGCGGCAAACAGCUUCAAGAGGCCUGUAACAAGGAACCUAGAUGAUAGUUUCAGAAACUGCUAUGGGUAGUGUUAGCAGUAGUGGCAUACGUAUCAGGGUAUAGCUGUAAAUACAUACCAUAUAUGUAUACUGUCAGUAUAAUGUUAGUGUGUAUCAGAGCUUUCUAUGCAGAUAUCAGUGUCUCACGUUCUUCCCUGUCCAUCAAUCAGAAUAGAAUAGGUUAGAUUACAGAUCAAAUGUUCAACUCCACCACCAUGUAAUAAUCAUUUCCAUUGAGCUAGAUACUCUUCUUUUAA
Messenger RNA from Lolium rigidum, 1402 nucleotides. Its product is annotated as short-chain dehydrogenase TIC 32 B, chloroplastic-like. Lineage: Eukaryota; Viridiplantae; Streptophyta; Magnoliopsida; Poales; Poaceae. The coding region runs from base 1 to 1074 and encodes 357 amino acids. The record is from RefSeq and is a predicted model, not a curated record. The transcript is spliced from 6 exons.